UAUGAUUUCGAUGUGUAUAUGAUUCACAAAAAAAAAAAAAAAUCAUGUUAACGAUAGUUUUUAGGCCACUAAAACCUAUGCAUUGUCUUCUUCUGCCCCAUUUCUCAAAAAUUGGUGAGGAAACGUCCAAUACGCCAUUUCGUCAGCAAAUUUCCCACCCUUAAUGCAAAGUGAAGAUAUAUAUAUAUAUAUAUAUAUAUUUAAGCUUUAAUCAUAGGGACAGAAAAGCAGGUAAUGUUAGAAGAUAAGUUUUUCUCUUUGUCCUUUGUUUGACUUUUAUAGAUUACACGUCUCUACCUGUUUCUGUUUCCUCCUUCAUGAUCAAAUUUUAAUUCCACCAAUCGCUUUUAUGGCAUCACAUUACCAUUGAUGAACAACAAUUUUAGUUGCAAAUACUGAAAAUUGAGCUCUCGCAGUUGAGUCUGAUGGAAAAACACAGCAACAUGAAUGGGAAUGAAGUGGAGGGGAGAGACAACAAGAGUGGAAAUAAGGAAAAGAAUGAUAGCUUUGGUAGUUCUGAAAAUACUGCUGAUCAGCAGAGUAACAGACUUGUCGAAGACGAAAAGGGUGGGAUUAAGACAAUGCCCUUCAUCAUAGCAAAUGAGAUAUGUGAGAAAUUGGCAAUGGUGGGAUUCAGUAAAAACAUGGUUAACUACUUAACAGACCAGCUUCACAUGCCACUAACAAAAGCAGCCAACACUGUCACCAACUUCAGUGGUACAUCGAGCUUGACGCCAUUGCUUGGAGCCUUCAUUGCUGAUUCAUAUGCUGGGAAAUUUUGGACUAUCACUUUUGCAACAGCUAUAUACCUACUAGGAAUGAUACUCCUAACACUCUCAGCAGUACUGCCAAAGCUAGGGCCACCACCAUGUGAAGGUAACCAAGUUUGUCAAGAAGCCAGUGGCGGCCAAUUGGCUGUUCUCUACCUGUCUCUUCUACUGGCAGCCAUAGGAUCAGGCGGGAUCAGGCCAUGCGUGGCGGCGUUUGGGGCAGAUCAAUUUGUUGAGGAGGAUCCUAGGCAUCCUAAAAAAACAUGGGUCUACUUUAAUUGGUAUUUCUUUGCAUUGGGAGUCUCAAUAUUAUUAGCAUCAACCGUGCUUGUUUAUAUUCAAGAUAAUGUUGGAUGGAGCUGGGGCCUCGGAAUUCCCACCAUUGCCAUGGGUUUGUCAAUAAGUAUUUUUCUGAUUGGUUACCCUCUUUACCGGAAUCUGGAUCCUGCCGGGAGUCCUUACACUCGGGUGUUACAAGUAUUUGUUGCGGCAUUUAGGAAGAGAAAGCUUCCCUUGAUUUCAGAUCCUAAAUUUUUGUAUGUGAACAAGGAGCUUGAUGCAUCGAUUUCCACUGACGGACUGCUUCAUCAUACAAAACAAUUGAAAUUUCUGGAUAAGGCUGCCAUCGUAACUGAAGAAGAUACUCUCAAAUCUUCAGAAAAACCGAAUUUGUGGAGAUUGAACACCGUUCAUAGAGUUGAAGAAUUAAAAUCUAUACUAAGAAUGUUACCAAUUUGGGCAGCUGGUAUUCUCUUUGCCACAUCCUCUGCCCAACAAAACACAUUUUCGCUACAACAAGCCAAAACAAUGGACAGACACCUUACGAAGUCCUUUCAAAUCCCUUCUGCUUCCAUGUCCGUUUUCACCAUGUUCUCCAUGCUCAUCACAAUAGUCUUAUAUGAUCGACUAUUGGUUCCUGUUGCCCGCAAGUUCACAGGGAUUGACCGGGGCAUAAACUUUUUGCAUCGGAUGGCCAUAGGCUUUUUCAUCUCAAUACUGGCAACUCUAGUAGCUGGAUUCAUUGAAGUGAAGAGAAAACACGCAGCCUUAGUCAAUGGGCUGAUUGACAGCCCCAAAUCUACAAUUUCCAUCUCAGUAUUUUGGCUUGUGCCACAGUAUAGCCUUCAUGGUAUUGCAGAGGCUUUCAUGGUAAUUGGUCACCUUGAAUUUUUCUAUAACCAAGCACCAGAGAGCAUGAGGAGCACAGCUGCUGCUUUGUUCUGGACAUCGAUUUCAGCUGGGGACUAUACAAGCACACUUUUGGUCACUUUGUUGCACAAGUAUACGAACUGGCUUCCCAAUAAGAACCUGAAUAAGGGGAAGUUGGAGUAUUUUUACUGGUUGCUCACGUUUUUGCAAGUUCUAAACUAUGUAUACUACUUAAUAUGUGCAAAAUUUUACACUUUCAAGCCUCUCCAGAGCCAGAGAACAGAAGCUGGCAACGACCAAUAUGGUGAGGGGGUUGAGCUUGCUAGCCAAGUUUAACUGUAUUUGCUUAGCAAUUAGCUUGGUUAGGAACAAAUAAUAAUAUAUAGCUUCUUGUCUCUACAGAUUUUCCUCUCUUACUUUUUACAUGCCAUGUAUAUUAACCAAUGAUCAGUUGUUUUCUUGUUUUGCCCCGGUUCUUCCUAGAGAAUGAAGUGCUCCAAAAUUGAGCAGAGACAAGCUUCCUUUUUCAUACUGCGGCUAACAAAAACAAUGUGUUGGGCCUUGGUGGCUUUGUACUCAAUUACACUUUUCAUAAAGCGUAAUUACUUUCUAUCAUAAUUGAACAAGUGAUAGUCGAAUAUUCAUUCAGGAAUUGACUACAUCUUUUCAUCUGCCAUGACUUUCAAUCCCAUGUUGAAUUUAUAUUUUUUGGUACAUAAGACCAUUUGCAUGCAAUUGACCCUUGACUUACAGCAAGUACUCCUAUGUAUCUGUCAGCAUUUGUAUUUAUAUAUUUAUCUACUAUUCAAAUGCUGAGAGAGAUUUUAUACUUAUUGAAACAUUGGAUAUAUAUGGAUGCCUAAUUUUUAUUUGAAACAUUGGAUAUAUAUGGAGGCCUAAUUUUUAUUACAAACAUUAAUAUUUUAUACUCAUUGACAAUCACUAUGCAUCGGUCGAUCUAAUUUUCAGAAACAACUAACAAUUAUACAACUGAAAAAAAAAACCCAAAUUUGAUAUUGGCAAUAUUGUCUGUUUCAUGACUUCCAUAUACCCCAUAAGAUAACCCUCUUGUCUAAGCCUUUUUUUAAAACCAAAUCAUGGCUAAUACGAUGUUUUUAAUUAAGACUUCAUGGGAAGUUAAAAAUGUCAUGAGAAGAAACAAAGAUUUCGCUGUCGUCCUGACCUGUCUCAUUGCAUCUCGGUUCUUAUCAAUGGAAAAUUUAUCGAUUUCAUCAGUAUAUUAAAGAGUUAGUUAUAGCAUCGAACAGGUUAUUGGAAAAAGACGCCACCAUAAAUC
Molecule: messenger RNA, 3216 nt
Organism: Durio zibethinus
Lineage: Eukaryota; Viridiplantae; Streptophyta; Magnoliopsida; Malvales; Malvaceae
Product: protein NRT1/ PTR FAMILY 3.1-like
Biological process (GO): transmembrane transport
Cellular component (GO): membrane
Molecular function (GO): transmembrane transporter activity
Source: RefSeq, a predicted model, not a curated record